Messenger RNA from Grosmannia clavigera kw1407, 1707 nucleotides. RefSeq lists its product as uncharacterized. The coding region runs from base 1 to 1707 and encodes 568 amino acids. Lineage: Eukaryota; Fungi; Ascomycota; Sordariomycetes; Ophiostomatales; Ophiostomataceae. The record is from RefSeq and is a predicted model, not a curated record. The transcript is spliced from 2 exons.
AUGCUGCACCCUCCCAGUGCAUCUCUCUCGAGUACUCCUUUCGCGGCGUCCGUAGCGUCAACAUCACAUCCGUCCAUGGCAAGCCGGCUGUCUGCCAGCGAUUGGAGCUAUGAUGCGGGCAACCCAGCAGCCGAAACGACGAUACCCGGCAGCAGCCAGGACGCUUCACUCUAUCCCGGAUACCACCUACGGGCCCGAAACACAAAUCCCGCCACGAUCUCUCCAGGCUUGGAUGGCGUCGGCUUGGACCCGAUGCAAUAUCUUCGAUCGCGAGGCUGCGGAAAGUUGCUGCCAAACUCUUCCCCUCAGCAGUACCUUUCUCCCCCAGUCGAGAUACACUUUCAUGCCAUGCCUUCUUCAGCCCUUCCUUCUAACUGUGGCUCGCUCACGGAAGAUACUGGCACGGACACAGCUACCAGCUCAAGAGUGAGUGAGAGCUACCAAGGCAGCGUUUUUGGAGCGCUCGAUAUGGUACAGGUCAAUUCACAGGACUCUUUUUCCGAAUCUCCGCUUGUCAGCCAGGAUAUCAAAUUGCCCCGCCGUAACUACGAUGAUCUUGCUAUCGUUGAGCAGCCUCUCGAUAGCGAUGUGGCUGUUCUUGGCAUCGGAACUGGGUAUUCGUUGGCGGCACAAUUUUCUCAAUCAAGUUCUGGCCAGUCAGCUUCCCAUUUUCCCGGGAAUUUUUUCUUUGCGAUGGAACCAGCACUUUCUCUCGACGGCACAAGUUACUGUCUCAAUACCACAGAUGGGGAACCUGAGCCUGGUUCUGAUGGUGCCGAGCCACGGCCACAGCAUCACUUUACCGAUAUGGAACGCUCUGAGUCCAAUGGUAGCACCCGCUCGACCUCAUCUUAUUUAAGUGCUCGCGCAAAGGACACAUUGCGACGCCAAAACAGUGCAGCAAGAAGAUUCGCCAUACAACCAAGGGCCUCUGCGUCUGCACCUGAGUCUACAAUUUUGCGAUCCCAAAAUGCAUUGGAGGAUGGCCCUGAGCCUUCUAAUAGAGACGCGGCCGCGCUUGGCAAAAAGGAAAUUCUCAAAGCGAGACGCACGCAUUUCAAAAAGAAGGUGCCAAGGAAGGGAAGUCACCAAGCGUCGCCAACAGCUUCUUCUGCAGCAGAGGAUGAGGCAAAUACUGACUGGCCGCCCAUGCCGGAUCUGAAAUGCUGGAUGAAAGAGGUUAUCGUACCUGUUGGCAUUACCGAUGCCAUAGCUGAAACGGAUGGCGGGGAAAAGGACGAGUCUACCAGCCCGCGUCCCAAGAAUCGUUCCAGGACUGUUAUGCCCUCUUUUGCAGGCUCUACAUUGCCCAUAAAGCUGGAAGAGCAGGCAGAGUCCUUCGGCCUCGGGAACGAACUUCCGAAUAUUAAAGGGACCCGUGCUGUUGUUGAUGGCAACACAACUUCUGGAUCAUCGUCUGAUUUGCAGAACGAGAUGACUGCCGAAGAGAUGGGGCCCGCUUUCGACCACGGACUGCUUUCCUCUGCGACUUUCUUGGAGUUGCAUCAACCCUAUUCCAAUUUUGCACAAUUUAGCCACACCUUCGUUGGAAGCCUAUCCGAGGCGACCGAAAUGACUUCCGUGCCGUCAACUCUUUACCACAACUGUAAAAUUCUUGGCAACGACUUUGAUGAGUUCAACUACAGCAAAGACUCUCCACACUUCGACUUCAUGCCAUAUAAUUCUGACAGCAAUGCGUUUUCGUGA